Plodia interpunctella (Indianmeal moth) is the source of this 2914-nucleotide messenger RNA. RefSeq lists its product as uncharacterized. The record is from RefSeq and is a predicted model, not a curated record. NCBI's taxonomy places the organism in Eukaryota, Metazoa, Arthropoda, Insecta, Lepidoptera, Pyralidae. The transcript has 2 exons. Bases 512 to 1510 code for a protein of 332 amino acids.
GAGUUAAGGCACAGGGCAUCACUUGUAAAGGGCUUUUCUUCUUAUUGUUUGUUUGUUAAAAUUAAACGCUGUUUUCCGAAUAGACAAAAUAAAUAUUUGUCAUCACGUUAUCGAACAUGGUUCUAACAAAAAAAGUAUCAUAUGAGGCUAAAAAUCUAGCUAACUCGGGAAAAUUUGUCAAAGACAACCACGGCUCGAUUAUUCAAACAGAAAUCACUUCUUUCGAUCAUCUACAUUCAAAUAGAGAAUAAUUAGCUACCAGUUUACCUUCUUACUUACAAUGUUUACAUUCCUACAUCUUUCAUAGUUGCAAGAGAAACAAAUUGUAUACUUAUAACACAAUGAACUUUAAUAAAAAUAUGUGCCACUGUUUAUAAAAUCAUUCAUUCUUGAAUGAAAGCGGGUUUUAUCUGCAAACAAUAAACAAACUAUUGUCAACAACAUCCGGCGAGAGUUUAUUAACAUCCGAAACCCGCGUGUCGAGUUAGUUGUGAUCACAAUCUUCUUCAGGAUGGAGCUCGGGAUAGUGUCCAUUUUGAUCUUCUUUCAUAUUCUAUCUCCUGUGCAUAUGUAUUAUGUCUACGAUGAGACGCCAAACGUGGGGUUUGUCAACGACGACCACGAUAAAAAUAUGGGAGUCGUCCAAGAAAAUAUCGGCGUUAACAAUAAGGACCCUUUAUCCUAUAGCCUACAUAGCAUGUACAAUAGACCAGAAAAAUUCGGUACUGGAAGAAGAUUCCACAGUAACACACGUUCCGGCGCCUACAUGGUUGAUUCUCACUUCAAAGUCCUAAAGGCGUCGCCCAGCUCGUCCAAAACCGAACAACGAGUCAUCAAGUUCAACGUUGAACAGAUGCCUCCUCGGAUUACGGAGUCACCAGUAAUGGAGAAUAGAAAACACGUCGAAGAUCCAGUCAAGGCCGUCGAAAAUAACUACGCACCUGUCAAUGGGUUUGCUCCCGUCAGUGGAUAUGUUCGCGAUGGAAAUAGCAUUAAUAAUGGCAUUUCACAUACUAAACCUUAUAGCAAAGUUAGUAGAGAUCAUCAUGAUCCGUAUUUAAUUAAUGUGCAUAAAACGCAAGUCACCAGUGGACAAAAAGUGAAGUUUAAUGGUAAUCAGUUCGCUAAUAUCCGAAGAGAUGACAGUGAAGUCCAAUCUAUAGGUCUACAAAAUAAAUUAGAAGAAGUACACAUGCAACCUAAACCAAAAUAUCAGAUAGCUCAGAAAAAAUUAGAACGACGACAUUACGAUGCGACAGAAUACCAGAAAGAUGCGGUUACCAGCCCGGGACUAGACGCGAAUCUGAUAAAAUUGCCAGUGGAUAAAGAUAAUUUUAAAAUAAACGGACGCGCCGGAGACGUCCCCAGGAUUGGAGGCUGGGAGGAGAGUGUAGAUGUUAAACCCUACGCGCUAUUCUAUAGAGUUAAUCAGGAUCCAAGUCCUCCACGACGUACCGGCAGUGCAGCCCACUAUUUCUACGAAUUCAAUCAAGCUCCGAAUGAAGAUUAAGAAAUACUCUAACUUUCGCAGCCAUUAAGUAGUUAUUUGUCGCAAUAGUUUGUGUGCGAUGAAGCAGCAGGAAGAUUUGGUCUUGGUAGGUAACUUUCCUAAAGAAAUAAUAACAACAAUGCAAAAAGUAUGGAUUUUUAUUGACGGGUAACUGUUACCUGUAUAUUUCUCGGGUGAGUUGCACCGCCUUUUGACGUUGAUUUUAACCGGCGCGCCGCUGACCUUGACAUAAUAGCGUACAUUGCGUUUUUCUCGCAUGUUAAAGUUAACGACAAAGUUGACGGUGUAACCGAUCCUAACUUGUUUAAAAUCAACAAUUCUUUGGAAUCUUAAUUAACAGUCGUUGUUACAGGUUAUGUUCAGUGUAAAUACCAAAUUCCAUUGAAAUCCGUCUAGUAGAUUUUUUAAGAUUGGGUAACAAUCAUCUACACAUCUAAACUUUUGAAUUUGUAAUUUUAGCAAGAGAGAUAUUCUUCCUUUUUCUAAUUUGCACAUUUAUUUUUAUUCAUUGAUUUAUUUUUUCCAUUGAUGAUAUCAAAUACUAUGAUAUUUAAUACUAUAUUUAAGUACAUACAUGGCUUCAUCAAUGGCUUUGAUAUCUUGAACAAUUUAAAUUUAAUUAAAAUGUGAUACAAUACUUGUCGGGAUAUACAUAAUGUCCCUAAUAUUAAUGAAGGUACCUAUAUCCUACACAGAUAAGAUAGAUUUCUUUUCUAAGCCAAAAGUGUUCUAUUUUCAAAGAUUGUCUAUUGAUCUAUAAUGUCUAUUGAUGAAGUAGUUAAUAUAAAAUUAAAUUAAUUGCUUUUUUAUUUACCGUAUAAAGUACCUAUCCAAUGAUUAUUAAUAACAUUUUAUUGAUUGUAAUCCAAGAAAAAUGUGUAAGACGAUAUAGUGUGACGUCUCUAUACUUUACGGGGUGGACAGAGCCAAGAAUUGCGAAACUCGAAUGCCACGUUUAGCUGUGUGUGGCAUAAUGGUGGAAUUGAGAGUAAACAGCGAACGGUAGCUAGCCUAUCGACUACUCGACUACGAGAAGAAUCUCCAGUUUACAGACCUUCCCCUUGAUUUACUUUUACAAUCUGCGCGGGAGGGGUGCCAGCUGCUACAUAUCUAUGUUUUUCUGUCGCACUAUCAUAGAAAAUGCGCAAAAUAUAAUGUAUUAUGUAUACAAACUAUCAUUGUUGUAGCAGAUUAGCUUGACAAAUAUACACACACAUUGUUAUUUUACAAUAAAUGGAAUACUUUUAACAUGCAUACUGUGUCUUGUCAUUAUAAUUUAAACAUAACCUUUCCAUAUUUAUCAUUUUGUUAUUCCAACUCAAUACAGUUAUGAUGCUGAAUGAAUGGUUGUUGUAUGUAUAGCUUCUAUAAUUAUAACUAAUAAAACAUAUUAUUUUAUUUUGA